UCGUCCCGCCUUAAGUCGAGGGGCCCAAUAGGAAGCCCAGGCGGCGUGUUUGAAAGUGAGGCCAAAGAGGGUGGGGAGCGCGUGCUGCUGGGAGUUGUUUGGAGGUUGGCGGCGCGGUGCUGAAGGUCCUCAGACAGAGCGAUCAUGGCGCACAAACAAAUUUACUAUUCGGACAAAUACGACGACGAGGAGUUCGAGUACCGGUUAGUGCCGGCGCGGGGGCCAUCACGAGGUCGUGAGUUUGACAAGCAUGUCAUGUUGCCCAAGGACAUAGCUAAGCUGGUCCCUAAAACCCAUUUGAUGUCUGAAUCUGAAUGGAGGAAUCUUGGUGUUCAGCAGAGUCAGGGAUGGGUCCAUUAUAUGAUCCAUGAACCAGAACCUCACAUCUUGCUGUUCCGGCGGCCACUGCCCAAGAAGCCAAAGAAAUGAAGCUGGAAGAGCCGCUUUGCAGCCUCGAGCUUCACACAGCGGUCCUCACUUGCUAACAUCUUUCUGAUAAAAUUAUGUUGCCUUCUCGUUUCUCAUUUUGAUAUUUAAAAGAUUUUAAAAUAUACUGUUUGGAUGUGCUGGUGACUGCUUUGCUUCUGAGCAGAGCCAGCAGCACAUAGCCCAGCCAGGCCAGGGCUCUCGGGGCUGCACCUCGGCUGAGUGUGGCCCCAGAAACCAUGGUGAGCUCUGUGUCCACCGGAUCACACCUGGCAAAUGGAGGAAGCACCUGAGAACAAGACCAUGGCUGUUCCAGGGACUGUGGAAACCUGCUGUUUUGGUUUUUUUCCUGCCAGGUGUUGUGUGUAUGGUGCUUUAUGUUUCAAUGUAUUGGAAACUUUCCAUUUUAUUCAAGAAAUCUGUUUCAUGUUAAAAGCCUUGAUUAAAGAGGAAGUUUUUAUAAUC
Messenger RNA from Rhinolophus ferrumequinum (greater horseshoe bat), 891 nucleotides. RefSeq names its product CDC28 protein kinase regulatory subunit 1B (gene CKS1B). Gene Ontology annotation, molecular function: ubiquitin binding; protein kinase binding; histone binding. NCBI's taxonomy places the organism in Eukaryota, Metazoa, Chordata, Mammalia, Chiroptera, Rhinolophidae. The transcript has 3 exons. Gene Ontology annotation, cellular component: cyclin-dependent protein kinase holoenzyme complex; SCF ubiquitin ligase complex. Gene Ontology annotation, biological process: regulation of mitotic cell cycle. The coding region runs from base 145 to 429 and encodes 94 amino acids. The record is from RefSeq and is a predicted model, not a curated record.